Molecule: messenger RNA, 306 nt
Organism: Coniosporium apollinis CBS 100218
Lineage: Eukaryota; Fungi; Ascomycota; Dothideomycetes
Exons: 2
Coding region: 1-306 (101 amino acids)
Biological process (GO): vacuole fusion, non-autophagic
Molecular function (GO): endopeptidase inhibitor activity
Source: RefSeq, a predicted model, not a curated record
AUGAAAUUCGCACUUCUCUCCCUCCUGCUCAGCCUGCUCGCCGCCUUCGCCAUGGCCGCGGCACCGCAACAGUCCGUAAUUGUCAGCUACCCGAAUGAGACCCCAGACAGCGUGGUUGAGCAGGCGAAGAAGGCUAUCGUGGAAGCCGGCGGAAUAAUUACACAUGAAUACAACAUCAUCAAGGGCUUCGCUGCCAAGGCCCCGGCUAAAGUCCUCGAGAGUAUCCGGACGUGGGGUGCGGAGUACAACGCGCUGGUCGAGGUCGAUCAGGAGAUGCAUACAAUGGAGACUGGACUUGGGCCGUAG